Erinaceus europaeus (western European hedgehog) is the source of this 1223-nucleotide messenger RNA. RefSeq names its product tetraspanin 8 (gene TSPAN8). The record is from RefSeq and is a predicted model, not a curated record. The coding region runs from base 386 to 1099 and encodes 237 amino acids. The transcript has 10 exons. NCBI's taxonomy places the organism in Eukaryota, Metazoa, Chordata, Mammalia, Eulipotyphla, Erinaceidae. Gene Ontology annotation, cellular component: membrane.
UGUAAUGUUUUGUUGGCUCCUUCAGUUUGAGCAGGUGGUGUCUGGCGCUAACAUUAAACAUCCCCACCCUAUUCUUACCUUCUAUGUAAGUGUCCUUCACUGCCUACUUCUGAAUCGCUCUUAUCUCAAAUCUGAUCAUGCCUGCCAACUAAUGUGUGCAUUGUGACUUGACCAAACAAGGGGUCAAUGCAGAGAGAACUCAGAGAAAAUCAGUUCAAUAAUGAUUUAAAUGAAGACUAUAUUCUUUCCAAGGAGAUUCUGAAUCAUCAACAAAAAUACAUUCUUCUCCAAACUGAAAUUUGGCAAAUUACUCUAGAGUAUAUUGCAGGACAAUCCUGUAACAAAGUUAAAUUCAUUGCAUCUAGAAUCUUCAUCCUUUUCAGACAUGGCAGGUGUGAGUACCUGGAUAAAACAUUUUAUGUUUAUCUUCAACUUCUUAUUCUGGCUCUGUGGUGUGCUGGUAUUGUCAGUGACAACUUGGUUAAUAAGAGACAAAAAUAUUAAAGAGAUUCUUAGCCUUGAGAACACUGCUCAACCAUAUAAUGCUAUGAAUAUCUUGGUUGCUGUGAGUGCUGUAAUAAUCAUUCUGGGGUUCCUGGGCUGCUGUGGUGCCAUUAGUGAAAGCCGCUUGGCUCUUCUUGGGUUUUUCAUAGGCAUGCUUGUGCUCCUUAUCCUGCAGGUGAUAGCAGGUACUGUAGGAAUUAUUUCCAAACAUAAGGUGGAGCAUAUUUUGAAUAAUACUUUCAGUGAAACUAUACAGCUUUUGAACUCAACGGCAGAAGCUGCAAAAAUAUUUCAGGAAGCCCUAAUUGCAUUUCAAAAGAAGUUUAAAUGCUGUGGUUUGAUCAAUGGAGCUGCUGACUGGGGACAUAAUUUUGAAAACAUUUCUACGUCAUGUGAAUGUACAGCUACUACAGCCUAUUCUUGUACAAUUUAUGACAGAAAACAUGUAUACAGCCAGACAUGCAUUUCUCUUAUAAAAGAGGAAAUUAAAGAGCAUAUUAACACUGUUAUUGGAAUAGCAUUUGGACUAGCCUUGAUUGAGGUAUUUGGUCUGCUGUUUUCCUUGAUUCUGUUCUUCCAGAUUGGGGCCAAAUGAAUACUUGGAGCUGUCAAACUAUUGUCAAUCAAUCCCCUUUAUGAUUUUGCUUGAAAAUUAUAAAUAUGUGAAUAAUGAAUAUGCCAAGAGUAAUCAUCCUAUUAAAAUGUCUCUUUAAACUAAA